Meloidogyne enterolobii is the source of this 177-nucleotide messenger RNA. Lineage: Eukaryota; Metazoa; Nematoda; Chromadorea; Rhabditida; Meloidogynidae. The record is from the annotation of a GenBank genome assembly.
AUGGGAGAAAGAAAACGCAAAUUUCAUAGUGGUUUGGAUGAUCAAUCAACACAAAAACCUUCAGAAAUUGAUAGAGAAGCAUACAAUUUAACUCGUAUUCAUUCAGCUGAUCCUAUGGCAAAAAUGAUGGAAGAAAAGGAACAAAAAAGAAUGACAAAAAAAGCAAAAAAGGGGUGA